This is a messenger RNA of Aplysia californica (California sea hare), 2404 nucleotides long. RefSeq lists its product as uncharacterized. NCBI's taxonomy places the organism in Eukaryota, Metazoa, Mollusca, Gastropoda, Aplysiida, Aplysiidae. The coding region runs from base 50 to 1816 and encodes 588 amino acids. The transcript has a single exon. The record is from RefSeq and is a predicted model, not a curated record.
UCCUUUUUUGUGUGUGUUUCUUUCAGAGGAUUCUCAAGCGACAGGCGAGAUGAAAAAGAGAGGACGUGGCAUGUCCGCGUUUUACAAAAGAAACCAUGGUCUCCAAAAGGGCUUCUUCUCUUCCUACAAACGUUACCCCAGCAUCAGCGCGUUUUAUAAGAGAAGCCCGGUAUUGGGGACCGUGUUUGCGCGUCCCGACCGAAAGCUGCACUCUUUCUACAAACGAAGUGUGUCGUCUGACGUCACUUCUGAAGAAGAGGACCAAGACGUAACGUCAACUAGCCGCUUUGCGCGAGAUCUGAGUUCUUUCUACAAGAGAGGAUUAGGAGUUGCAUCACUGAGCUCGUUCUAUAAGAGAGAUGACGAAACAGCGGAGGAGGAAGAUGGGGAUGAGCCAGACAAACGAGGGGGCAUGAGCGCUUUUUAUAAGCGAGGUUUAAACGGCGUCAGCUCGUUUUAUAAGAGAGGAUUAUCUCGUCAGAGCUCGUUUUACAAGAGAUUUCCUCAGUCUGUCAGCGCGUUCUACAAGCGAGAAUUUGGUAACCCGGAUAGCAGCUCUGCUCUAUUAGAUAAUAGUUUGGAUGGUCAGGAAAAGAGAGACUUUGGAUCUGGGUUGAGUUCUUUUUACAAAAAAAGCGGCCCGUUCAGCUUUUACAAACGCGGCAUGAGCUCACUAAGCUCGUUCUACAAAAAGCGUGGACUUGACUCUGGCUUGAGUGCUUUCUACAAAAGAGUUCCUGGCUCGGCUUUGUCUUCGUUUUACAAACGAUCAGGCCUUAGCUCCUUCUACAAGCGACCUCACACGUCAGGUGGCAUGUCCAGCUUUUACAAACGAGCGAGAGGGUUAUCCAGCUUCUACAAGAGGGAUGAUGAUUCUGAAGACACAGCCAUAGAUUCUAAUCACGCUCCCAUGAUGUCCUCAGAGGAUUCCUAUCACCGUAGCAAAAGAAGUAUCAAGACCGACGACCAUGAAGCGACGAUUCAAAGGAGAAGCACUGAUGCGUUGAGCAGCUUCUACAAGCGAGGUCUACAAGGCGUCAGCUCUUUUUAUAAACGUGCAUCGGGCCAAGGAGUCAGCAGUUUCUACAAAAGAUCCCCAUUUGGCGAAAUGAGCAGCUUUUAUAAGAGAUCUCCUUUCAACGGAGUGAGCAAUUUCUACAAACGGGGUGCGGAGUCUUACAGCAGUUUCUACAAGAGAAUGCUACCUGGAUCUCAAGAAAGCCGGUUUUAUAAACGUACGCCCAAUAGUUUGAGCAGUUUCUAUAAAAGGUCUCCCAACAAUGACGUCAGCAGUUUCUAUAAAAGAUCUCCGUAUGAUGACGUCAGCAGCUUCUACAAAAGAUCUCCGUAUGAUGACGUCAGCAGCUUCUACAAAAGAUCUCCGUAUGAUGACGUAAGCAGCUUCUACAAAAGAUCUCCGUAUGAUGACGUAAGCAGUUUCUACAAAAGAUCUCCGUAUGAUGACGUAAGCAGUUUCUACAAAAGAUCUCCGUAUGAUGACGUAAGCAGCUUCUAUAAAAGAUCUCCCUUCAGUGAUGUCAGCAGCUUCUAUAAGCGCUCGCCAUACUUCAACACUGUAAGCAGCUUCUACAAAAGAGGUUUCCCCCAACAGUCUCUCAGCUCUUUCUACAAGAGGUCGCCUUACCAGGGUGUCAGCAGCUUUUACAAAAGGAAUGACAAUGAGGAGGAUAUCAGUGAUAACGGCAAUGGGCUUGCACAGGACACAGACGUGUCACAUUGGGACAUGGACAACAAGCGAUCUUUGUCUUCAUUUUAUAAAAGAAGUAAUGGCCGGACUCUUAGUGCAUUUUACUGAACAGAGCAAAAGAAAUAAAAAUGUUAAGAAUGUACAUGGGAACAAUCAGCUGCACUCAGAGCAAGAACGUUCACAAAAAGUGAAAUUUAAGUGGUUAAGAAAGCUUGGAGUCUUAUGAAUAUUCACAUUUUCCAAAACAUUUAAUUACACGGUUAUAAGAGAAGGAAAAUUUUAUAGAGGUCAUAUAUAUUAUAUGAAAAGUGUUUGCAAUUUUUUUCGAAUUCGUCUUAUUUCUGUUUAAUAUUAAAUUUUAAUGAGUUUUUUUCUUGUUUCACACUCAUUUAAACGGUGUAGUUCUAAUCUUAAUUUUUAAUAGGGUGAGGGUGGACAAGCGAUGAAUGAAUGGACUGGCUGUCAAGGAAAUAUUAAAAGCUUGGGUGACAGAUUUCAAGCAUCUGACAAAAACCUUUUAAAUACCAACCAUGAAAUUGACGUCCAUUAAUGUGCUCUAAAAAUAAGCAUAAGAUUACAGAGGGUCGAACUCAAGCUAGAACAGAAAAAGAACCAGUAUUUAAAUGACAUGCUUUUUUUCUCUUCGAAAAGUAAAAAAAACAAAAACAACAACAACAAAACAAAACCAAAAAAACA